This is a messenger RNA of Heterotrigona itama, 1375 nucleotides long. NCBI's taxonomy places the organism in Eukaryota, Metazoa, Arthropoda, Insecta, Hymenoptera, Apidae. The record is from the annotation of a GenBank genome assembly.
AUGACUCCUUAUGGCAAGAUAGGUAUACGUAAAAUGCCGGUACGUUUAGUGCUAAGAUAAUAAAAUAAUUAUAUUCUUCGCGAUAUGAUUGAUGUCUUUAUGUGUGUAGAUGAAUCCGCAACACACGGUACCUACAAUUGACGAUAACGGUUUAAUCAUGUGGGAAAGGUAAAAUUUAUAUAAACUUUGAUAUUUAAAUAGCAUUUUCUUUUGUUUCCUUUCUCAAUAACUUGCUAUUAUACGUGCUUAAAUGUUUUCAGAUUCGUGAUAACGAAAUUUGAUGAAUAGAAUUUUCGUAAGAAAUAAAUAAAAGAAAAGAUUCUUGUUCGAAUUAUAUUAUUAUUCCGAUACGAUUUUAUAAUGCUGUGUUGUAACUGUGACACAAGGACAAGAGAACAGAUUUCCUUUAAAGGGUUUCCAACACUUACUUUACAUUUAUUCUACACGUGUACAAAACACACACAAUAAGACUAACAGGAUCGAAGAAUAAAAACAUCAUGUGUGUUUCAGUCGAGCUAUUAUAACAUACUUGGCAAAUCAAUACGGCAAGGACGACUCAUUAUAUCCAAAGGAUCCGAAGAAACGUGCGCUCGUUGAUCAGAGAUUAUAUUUCGAUGCAUGCACGCUGUACAAAGCUUGCUUAGAUUAUUACUACCCUAUAGUCUUCUAUAAGGCCCCCAGAGAUCCAACGAAAUAUGUAGCCAUUGGCACGGCUUUGUCGUUCCUCGAAAAAUUCCUCGAAGGACAAGACUACGUGGCGGGGAAAACCAUGACUCUGGCUGAUCUAGCAAUUGUCGUCACUAUUUCCACAUUGGAGAUCUUGGGCUACAACCUCGGCAAAUAUAAGAACGUGACGAGAUGGUUCGCGAGGAUCAGGUCAGAAGCUCCAAACUAUGAAGACAAUGAUGCUGGCGCAAAGGCUCGGGCCAUCAUGUCAUAUUUAGCUGAUCAAUAUAGUAAAAACGUUCAUUUAAAUCCACAAACACCGAGUGGCCGAGCCUUGGUCAAUCAUCGAUUACAUUUUGACAUUGGUACUUUGUACAAAGGCAUGAAAAACUGUUACUAUCCGGUUGUGUUUGGAGGAGCAGAGAAUUACAAUCCAGAAGACUACAAAGUACUGGAAAGCGCGUUUGAUAUACUCGACAAAUUUCUAGAUGGGCAAGAUUACGUCGCUGGACGCAAUUUGACCAUUGCUGAUCUGGCAAUAGCAGCCACUGUAUCAACAUCAGAGGUUUUCGGUUUCGAAGUCGAGAAAUACACAAAUGUUGCUAAAUGGAUGGAUAAAAUAAAAUCAUCCGCGCCAGGUUAUCGUAAAGCCAAUGGCGAAGGGCUAGAAAUAUUGAAGAAAUUGGCCGAUAAUUCAAAAACAGAAUAA